GCGUGGUACCCGCCCGUCCCGCACACCAUAACGCACGCCACCCACCGCCACCUACUCGCUCACUCCUUUACUCGGCGCCGUGGCUGGCAGUUAACGGCCGCUUAAACUACUACCAGCGGCCACCGCGGCCGAGUGGGGUGGUGGUGCUGGCGGCGUGGUGGUGCUAAUGCUGCUGCGGCUGCUGCGUGCGGUGGCACAGCGCGGCCUGUCGCGAUGACGCGCUCCUCCCGCGCCGCGGCGGCGGCGGCGCCGGUUCUCCUGGCCGUCCUCCUCCUGCUGCUGCCGCCGCAUUGGGCCGGCGCCGCCACGGACGUCGAGCGGCGGGUACUGCUGGACUUCAAGGCCGCCAUCACCGCCGACCCGCGCGGGGUGCUCGAGACGUGGACGCCGUCGGGGAACCCCUGCGACUUCGUGGGGGUCACCUGCGGCGGGGCCUCCGGCCCCGUGCAGCGGCUGCGCAUCCACGGCGCGGGCCUCGCGGGCGCGCUCUCCCCCUCCCUCGCGCGCCUCCCCGCGCUCGAGUCCAUCUCGCUCUUCGGCAACGCCCUCACCGGCGGCGUCCCGCCCAGCUUCCGCGCGCUCGCGCCCACGCUCCGCAAGCUCAACCUCAGCCGGAACGCGCUGGGCGGCGAGAUCCCGCCGUUCCUCGGCACCUUCCCCUUGCUCCGCCUCCUCGACCUCUCCUACAACGCCUUCGCCGGCGGGAUCCCACCCGCACUCUUCGACCCAUGCCUCCGCCUCCGCUACGUCUCCCUCGCGCACAACGACCUCACCGGCCCCGUCCCGCCGGGCAUUGCCAACUGCCCGCGCCUCGCCGGGUUCGACUUCUCCUACAACCGCCUCUCCGGCGAGUUCCCGGACCGAGUCUGCGCGCCGCCGGAGAUGAACUACAUCUCCGUCCGAAGCAACUCUCUCUACGGCGAUUUAGCCGGCAAGGUCGCCUCCUGCAGCAGCAUUGACCUCUUCGACGUCGGGAGCAACCGCUUCUCCGGAGCUGCGCCAUUUGCCCUCCUCGGCACGGUAAACAUCACCUACUUCAACGUCUCCUCCAACGACUUCGACGGCGAAAUUCCCAGCAUUACAACUUGCGGCAGCAAAUUCUCUUACUUGGACGCGUCCGGCAACCGGCUCACGGGGCCGGUGCCCGAGAGCGUGGUCAAUUGCCGCAACCUCAGGGUUUUGGAUUUGGGGGCGAAUGCUCUUGCUGGAGUCGUUCCACCUGUGAUUGGGACAUUGCGCUCACUCUCCGUGCUCCGGCUCGCGGGCAAUGCCGACAUCUCCGGUUCAAUCCCAGCUGAGCUUGGUGGGAUCGAGAUGCUUGUCACACUCGACCUCGCAGGCCUUAAUCUCACAGGAGAGGUUCCAGGGUCCCUCAGCCAGUGCAAAUUCUUGCUUGAGCUGAAUCUUUCUGGCAACAAACUUCAAGGAGCGAUCCCAGGCACACUCGACAACUUAACUUACCUCAAGAUGCUUGACCUCCACAGGAACCAGCUUGAUGGGGGCAUUCCCGUGACACUUGGGCAGCUCACAAACCUUGUUCUCCUAGACCUCUCUGAGAAUCGACUGACUGGGCCAAUCCCUCAAGAGCUUGGAAACCUCUCUAACCUUUCGCAUUUUAAUGUGUCCUUCAACAACCUGUCUGGCAUGAUCCCUUUCGUGCCGGUCUUGCAGAAGUUUGAUUUCACUGCAUUCAUGAACAACUCGUUACUAUGCGGCCCUCCAUUGAACAAUCUCUGCGGGGGGCAGGACCAGGGGCACCGGAAACGAUUGGGGGUGCCUAUCAUAAUUGCCAUUGUUGCUGCAGCCCUCAUACUUAUCGGGAUAUGCAUUGUUUGUGCCUUGAACAUCAAGGCUUAUACACGCAAGACUAGAGAUAUGGAGGACAGUAAGGAAGAGGAAGAGGUUCUGGUUUCUGAGAGCGACCCAAUUGCAUCACCAGGCUCAAAUGCAAUCAUCGGAAAGUUGGUGCUUUUCAGCAAGAGCUUGCCUUCAAGAUAUGAAGAUUGGGAAACCGGAACUAAGGCACUCCUUGAUAAAGAUUGUCUCAUUGGUGGUGGGUCAAUCGGUACGGUGUACAAAGCCACUUUUGAAAACGGCCUAUCCAUUGCUGUGAAGAAAUUGGAGACCCUGGGGAGGGUCAGAGGCCAGGAUGAGUUUGAGCAUGAGAUGAGCCAGCUCGGUAACCUCAGCCACCCCAAUUUGGUUGCUUUCCAGGGUUACUACUGGUCAUCCACAAUGCAGUUGCUUCUGUCCGAAUUUAUGGCCAACGGGAGCUUGUAUGAUCAUCUCCAUGGGAACCGCCCUUAUGCUUUCUCCGAGAGCAGCAGCAGAGGUGGUGGAGGUGAGCUGUUUUGGGAAAGGAGGUUUAACAUUGCACUUGGAGCGGCACGAGCACUUUCUUACCUUCACCAUGACUGCCGGCCACAGAUCCUGCAUCUCAACAUCAAGUCCUCCAACAUUAUGUUAGAUGGGAAAUAUGAAGCUAAGCUGGCUGAUUAUGGAUUGGGGAAGCUAUUGCCAAUUCUAGGAAGCAUUGAGUUGAGUAGAAUUCACACCGCCAUUGGGUAUAUUGCACCGGAGCUAGCAUCUCCGAGUUUGAGAUAUAGUGAUAAGAGUGAUGUAUUUAGCUUUGGGGUGGUUUUACUUGAGAUUGUGACAGGGAGGAAACCAGUAGACAGCCCUGGAGUGGCUACAGCAGUGGUUCUGCGUGAUUAUGUUAGGGAGAUAUUGGAGGAUGGAACUACAUCAGACUGCUUUGAUCGAAGCCUGAGGGGAUUUGUUGAAGCCGAAUUUGUUCAGGUGCUCAAGUUGGGUUUAGUGUGCACUUCCAACACACCUUCAAGCCGACCUAGCAUGGCAGAGGUGGUACAGUACUUGGAGUCCAUUAGAACUAGUUCUUGAUCUUCUGCUGUCAAAACAUGGCAGAGGUGGUAACAGGAAAGGUGUUUAUGAUUUUUCAACAGAUGAAGAUCGCAUUCUUUUUUUAUUCUUUACUGUGGCCCAGAUCAUUUGUAAAUUGUAUUUAGAUUUGUUGCUGAAUAAGCGAUUAUUUUGGUCUAAUUAUCAAAUCCCUGUUUAUGGUUU
Messenger RNA from Setaria italica (foxtail millet), 3084 nucleotides. Its product is annotated as probable LRR receptor-like serine/threonine-protein kinase At1g12460. Lineage: Eukaryota; Viridiplantae; Streptophyta; Magnoliopsida; Poales; Poaceae. Gene Ontology annotation, biological process: protein phosphorylation. The transcript is spliced from 2 exons. The coding region runs from base 214 to 2901 and encodes 895 amino acids. Gene Ontology annotation, molecular function: protein binding; protein kinase activity; ATP binding. The record is from RefSeq and is a predicted model, not a curated record.